AUGUUGCGCCAUUCAUGGAUCAUUAGAGAACUUCAGAGCAGCAUCAAUAUCGGACGUUUGCGCCUCGCACAGCAGUUUCAGUCGAUGGACGGCUGGCAAGCGAACCAAUGUGAUCGCUUCGACAACUACAUCAAAGGUAAAAGGGUAAAAGAAUACUACGAUUGCUUUGAUCAACGUGUCGAACGGGCGUACCGGGUCGCAGUCAAAGCCCAUAAGGUAGAAGUUUUAAAUGCUUUCAAGCGGAAACUCACGAGCAGCCACGACAAGUUCACCGCGGGAACGAUGCUCGAGAUGCAAAAAGCGAUUGAGGAACGUCAGAGUUGGCUGCGCGAUGUUUGGGCUCAGGUUGACGCCGAUUAUCGAAGUGAUGACCCUGCUCGUCAGGAACUGGCGGCAAAGGAAAUAUCCGCGGCCCUCCACGGCGAGCCAAGUGAUUAUAUGCGAUGGGUGUAUGAACUCAAGCGUGAGGAGCGUUUCGUAGGCCCUAAACAAAAAGCCUCAAUGCUUGCAGAGAUGGCUCACGCGGGGCUUCCCGAGGUUUCUGAUGAGGAAAUCAACCGCUAUCAUAACCUUAAGCUUGACAUGUCGGAUAUUGAGCGAAAUGUAAAGCUUCGAUACGGCACCGCUGGCCUACAACAUUGGGCGGAGCUUCAGGCUGCCAAAGACGAUCUUUAUGAGAAUAAACUGGAUGACGCUGCCAAAGUCUAUCACGAGUUGUUAGAUCAGAACGAUCGAUAUGACGAGAGUCGCCGCACUGCACUCGUGCGGAGCCAUGUGGAGCGUAUGCAUCAAGCCCAAGUUCGCUUCAAAGCCGCCAUGGCUCUUGAGGAGGAGCGCGAUAAACUAAUAGAGGCCCAUCAAACCAUGGAGAACGAGCGAAUGCAAAUCGCUAAGGAAGAACGCAUUGCGCUUUUGAAGGAAGCUGCCGAGUUAAAGCAGCAAGGCGUGUCAAACAAGGAGAUUGAAAUGCGAAUGCGGGUGCGGCAACUGGAUCUACAUGCCCGACGACAGGCCGAGUACCAGCUCAAGGAGCAGGAAGACAUCCGCACCAAGAAGGAAAAGUAUCUUCAAUACAUUGAGAACUUUAAGACAAGUGUGGAAGAGCGUGAAGGGCUCGAGCUUUUGCGUCAACCGGACACAACUUCGGACAACGCACGAAAGAAUGUCUUUGGGUUUGUCGACGAGGAUUCUCUAAGCAAUGGUGAAACCGAUAUCGCUUCUGCACUUCAAGAGCGCAUCACGGUAAAGAACGACUCUACUUUAUUCAGCAAACACGGAGCGUCAUUACCAUCUGCCUCAGCUUCACAGCUCUCACCGUUCGUUAAGCGUCGUGAUUUAUCACAGAAGGACGUUCUAUGGAAGGCGAUAUCGGCCGACACCUACGAAAGUCCUUUCCCAGCUGUCCACCAGGCCCGAUUAGAUGCAUCGAAGGCUUACGAUGGACUGUAUGAAAAAUUUUACCCGUUAAAUCUCGUGCAGGGCAAGCGGUACAGCAAACAAGAUGAGGGUGAAUACGCAGCGGGCAAUGGUAUGGAUGGAAUGAUCUUCAAAGGCGGCAGUAAGCCUGAGCGUAGCCUUGCAUGGGGUGUUAGUCCAUCCGUGGUGCAUGACCUUGACCGCGACGGGAACACCGACUAUUUCUUUGACGGAACAUGGCAUGUUCGGGAUAAGGAAACUAGCGAUAUCGACUGGCGUUAUGAGAAAAAAAAAGGCGGUCCGGUAUUUCGCGGACCGCGCUUCUAUAAAAUCGGCGCCAAACGUGAGGCAAAUGAUCCAGGUUCAGCUAGUAUGGAUUCAGCACCAUUCCAGAGAAGUGCGGGGGGGGUUCGAAGUGACAAUAGUGGUCCAGCCCCGCGAAGGGCACAUUUCAAACGUGCUUCUUCAGACGUAUCGCCAUCUAGGCGCAGCUCGUCGCUCGAAGGCUUGCGUAGCAGUUAA
Phytomonas sp. Hart1 is the source of this 1938-nucleotide messenger RNA. Lineage: Eukaryota; Euglenozoa; Kinetoplastea; Trypanosomatida; Trypanosomatidae. The record is from the annotation of a GenBank genome assembly.